Molecule: messenger RNA, 372 nt
Organism: Anastrepha ludens (Mexican fruit fly)
Lineage: Eukaryota; Metazoa; Arthropoda; Insecta; Diptera; Tephritidae
Exons: 1
Coding region: 1-372 (123 amino acids)
Source: RefSeq, a predicted model, not a curated record
AUGGCUAAGCUGAAAAACGGAGACAACAAAAGACCUCCACCGUCGAAAGCAGCAGCACCGGCCAGUGAAAUUGCCAAGAAGCAUCUCAUAGUGGCACUCACUGACCGUAGUGAACAGUUGGGGCGAAUGUCGCAGGAACGGUGGAAGGUAGUGGAAAUGAAGCUACUGGAAACCCUAUUAACGAAAUUGGACGCAGAACCAAACGCACCCAUGCCAGCAUUUGACGGAGCAGAGUGGUUCAGCGGCGUCAAAAUUAUAAAAUGUAAGGAUGACCCCAUGCUCACAUGGCUAAAGGAAGCAGUAAAAACGCUUCAAGGCCUGUGGGAGGGGGCAUCACUUGAAAUUGUUGAUCGCAGCUGCCGCGAGUGGUAA